GAUUGCCUGUCUUUGAUAAGGUCCUCACACUGUAGCUACAACUUCGUGGUCUAAGGAAAGCUUGCCAAAAGAUGGGGAGGGAAAGGUCAGAAAAUAAACCGAGCAGCCUUUAAACAAUAUUUCGUCACCAGUAACUGCACAAAACUGUGGGGUCUCCACCACUUGUUUCGCUUUUUUCUUUUCUUUUCUUUUUUUUUUGAAGGCACGAGGUUGCAAUUGUUUUUAUGCAGCUGCCGGGACCCGGCAGUCGGUUCCUCACUUUGAAGUGCGCUGCUCCAGCCUCUCGGUUCAGUUGGUGUUGGAGUCGCCUACAGGAGAGAUCUACCGUGCGGCAUGGCAGCCUGAAACCAUAGGGAGGAGAAAAGGAGGAGGCAGAAAAGCGAUAUAUAUUUUUUUCUUCCUCUCUCGAGUGCAUUUUUCUCUCUGUAAACCGACUCGAACCUGAACGGACUGUAUGUGGACGCGCUGAGGAGACCAGCAUUGUGGAUUAUAAGCGAAUUUUUGUAUGUGUGUGUAUGUAUUUGUGGAGGGAGAAGGGAAGAAAAGAAGAAACCCGGAGUUUUAAUUCGAGCUGAAGAACUCGUGGAUCGAUGAGAGAAGCCGGGCAGCCAGAGAGAAGCCCCCCCGCUGACAUAAGAGAGUGAGGAGAUUACAGUAGAAGCUCAGAGGAGGUGGAACAGCACACACGCGGGCUCUCUCCUUUCUGCCGUCAGAGCCAUGAGCCGGGCGCUUAUGGACCAUAUCGCCAGUAGUUUUCGCGAAGAUGCGCCUCGACCCCCUGUGCCCGGGGAGGAGGGCGACGCGCCCUGCUACCCCGGCAAACUCCCAGUAAUGAAACCCCUGGAGUCCCCCAAAUCCGUUCUGCUCGGCUCUCCGGGUUCCUCUGCGAGGAGGAACGAGGAUGGUCUCGGAGAGCCAGAGGGGAGUGCCUCCCCGGAUUCCCCGCUUUCCCGGUGGACAAAGUCUCUGCACUCUCUCCUCGGGGACCAGGACGGCGCUCUUCUUUUUAGGACAUUCCUGGAGCGAGAAAAAUGUGUGGACACUUUAGACUUUUGGUUCGCCUGCAAUGGAUUCAGGCAGAUGGACCUCAAGGAUACCAAAACGCAGAGAGUCGCCAAAGCAAUUUACAAGCGCUACAUCGAAAACAACAGCAUUGUCGCCAAACAGCUGAAGCCCGCGACGAAAACCUACAUACGGGAUAAUAUUAAGAAGCAGCACAUAGACUCUGCCAUGUUCGACCAGGCGCAGACCGAGAUCCAGACCGUCAUGGAGGAGAACGCGUACCAGAUGUUUCUGACCUCUGACAUUUACCUCGAGUUCGUGAGAACUGGGGGAGAGAACCCGAGUCACGUCAACUCGAACGGGCUGGCGGACCUGAAAGUUGUAUGUGGAUACCUGCCCACGCUCAACGAGGAGGAGGAGUGGAGUUGUGAUUUGAAAGCUAAAGCACUUAUUGGACUUUCGGCUAAAGCGCAGAGGGCCCCCAUUUCCCUGAGGGCAGUGGAGGUGAUGGACGGGGGAUUCAGGUCAUACAAGAGAGGAGACUCACUCAACCCCUGCCAUUCAGGCUCUUUCGCUCCUGUCAGCAGCACGAAUGACAGCGAGGUUUCCAGUGACGCCUUGACUGAUGACGCCAUGUCCGUGACUGACAGCAGUGUAGAUGGCAUCCCUCCAUAUAAACUGGGCUCCAAGAAGCAGCUACAGAGGGAGAUGCAGCGAAACAUGAGGAUGAACAGCCAAGUCUCGCUCCCUGCUUUUCCUCGUACUCGCCAUCCACCCAAAGAGAUGAUACCAAUGGAGCCAGCACAGUUUGCAGCCCAGCUCAUCGCCCGCCUGGAGAACCUGAAGAGGCAGCAGGAAACCAUGAACACGUUGGAGGAGAGGCUGCAGCAGAUUCAGGAGGAGGAGGAAAGAGAAGAUGCCGAGAUCAUGGGAAGUGCUCCCGCGCUCUCACCCCACUCCUUACCCCUCCUCUCUGGCUCCUCUGACGAGGACCCCCAGGCCAUCCUGGACGAACACCUUUCCCGCGUCCUGAAGACCCCCGGGUGCCAGUCCCCGGCCGUGAUCCGGCAUUCCCCUCGAUCCAGCUCGCCAGAACACCGGCCUUUCACAUGCGCUGGCUUCAGUGUCAAGGGCCUGGUGAGAACCGGGCCCUCCAGUUCGUCUGCAUCCAGUCCCGACCAAGGGGCGAUUACCCUGUCCCUGGGUCCCAACAGAACCCUCGUAAGCAGGCAGAGCACGAAACACAUCCACCAUCACUACAUCCACCAUCACGCUGGUCCGAAGUCUAAAGAGCAGAUCGAAAGGGAGGCAGCCCUCAGGGUGCACAGCGUGUGCUCCGGCAGCAGCGAGUGCCAGCCCUGUCAGCCGUACCAGCGCAGCCGCAGCCUAGGCAGAGAGAUGUGUGGGGCCAUCACCACAGACAACAGCAUGGGGCGUUCAAGCUCUCUAUCGAGGCGGGUGUGUCGCUCAGGGGCUGAGGAUGGAGUAGCGGAGAGGUGCAUGGAGGACUGUGGACCCUUACAGCUGCCCACUGACACAGCAGAUCCCACCCAGAAUGUGCUGCAGUGGAUCCUGGAAAGUAAACGACAGGGCAGACACAAGUCUCACAGUACCCAGAGCACCAAGAAAUCCUUUGGAGGCUCAUCUACUCAGACACACACGUGGGGCGGGGGUGGAAGCUGCGGCCACCUACGUGGUCACCAGCCGGCCCAGCCAUUCAUCCAAGACCCAGCUAUGCCUCCGCUCCCUCCUCCCAACACUUUGGCGCAGCUGGAGGAGGCCUGCCGCAGACUGGAGGAGGUAUCCACCAAGCCCACCAAGCAAAGGCAUUCAGCGUCCAGCCUUCAGCGAGAGAAGACCCACCUCAUGCCUGUUCAGGACGGGGCGUCUGUCCCCCUGCCGCUCGUCAGUCCCAGCCCCGCUGGCGUCCCCGCGACCAGUCUCCAAUCAGAAGAGUGUAAGAAGGGUUCAGGAAGCCACGCGGUGAGCAGCGGGGAGACAGUGGUGACGUACUUCUUCUGCGGUGAGGAGAUUCCUUAUCGGAGGACCAUGAAGAGCCACAGUCUGACAUUGGGUCACUUCAAAGAGCAGCUCCGCAAGAAGGGCAACUACAGGUACUACUUCAAGAAGGCCAGCGACGAGUUCGAGUGCGGCGCCGUGUUCGAGGAGGUGUCCGACGACUGCUCCCUGCUCCCCACCUACGAGGGGAAGAUCUUGGGAAAGGUGGAGAGGAUGGAGUGAGCGCUGCCGGAGUUGAUCAAUAACUCUGCGGAUGAGCCUCCUUCAUGUGCUCUCACACAUGUACGCAGCGUGUGUGUGUGUGUGUGUUUUUUUUAAGCUAAGACUUGAAGGACUGGAGAUGUUGUUGAAGGAACGCUGGUUUUUGGGCAUGCGGACUGGAAGCGCGGGACAAGAUAUCCACAUUACCGGACUAUCAAGUGAAAAGCUCAUCUAGAAGUGAAGAAAACGUGGACUUUAUGCUGCUGGGCUCAAAACUUCCCAGAAGAGGAAUAUCUAGAGACUCUAGGUGAAUGACCACUUGUCAAAGAAGCAGGGCGCUGUGGGUUUAAUUUGAAACUGAGAGCCUACUUGAACCCUCCCCGUGCCAGUGUCUGCCUAUAGUUGCUCACUAGCGCAUUACUAAUAUGUAUACGCAGAUAUACAUGUACAUUGCAUUGUAUUGUGAUGCUCGUAUUGCUGUGUAAAGAUUUCUAUAGCUAUUUAUUGGAAAUACCCCUUUCCCAAAUCCUAUCCAUCUUCUACUUCCAUGGACAAGCUGCUUGGAGUUGGACAAACUUCUCGAAUUAUCCACAUCUGUGAACGCCCCACCCUACUCCACCCAACCCUCUCCUUCUGAGCAUCAGUUCUCAAGCAAAGGUUUUUAUUCCUUUUCAGCCCCUCAUAUUGAACUGUAAACAUCAACAAUACCUCUUCAAGAACUCCACUCCCACUCCGGGACAUCUCCGCUCUCCUGGCCGGAGAGCUAACUGCUGAAGCUUUGAGAAUGGCUCUCUUAUCACUUAAAAGUUCGAUAAUAUAUUUACUACUGCAGUGCUAUUUGUGGAUGUGUCCCCGUCUGCUCUUAGGGGUGGGGGGGGUCUUCAGUGUGCUAUGGAAUUUAAAACAAAAAAGAAAAAAAUGCUAUUAAUGUUUAAUUCCAUACUCUGGGACUGUGCCCAGCUAGCCUUGAUCUGUCACGUCUUAGUGCCUUUGUUUCAGCGGCGCAGGCAUCGCACAAAUAGCCUAUAUAUUUACGAGGAGGAAACUGCCCUGAACAGGUCUUUGAGUCCCCAAAAUGUGUUUACACCAUAUUCAUAUUUACCAAGAAAAAGUUCUAUAAUGUGUUCCCCUAUGUGCUUACCUGUUAGUGAGUGAGUGUGUGUGUGUGUGUGCGUGACUGAGAGUAUUUUAAGCCUGCACUAUGAGCUGCAGAUGCUAAUGAUGGUGGUGAUAUAUAUCUAUAUAUAUAUAUAUAUAUACACUAUGUUCAUAGUGUCUUUAUUUGAGUACAGUAGCUGUGCCUACAUGGAUUCUUGCCAUGUUUUUCACCCAGUUUUCAGGGUCCUGUUACUCCCUUGGUUUUUACAAGGGGCCUUAUGUUGAAAAGAUAUUUUUAUGCCUUUUAGUAUCAUCAUGUUUAUGUUUUAUGGUAUUUUUCAUGGCUUCCUUGGUUCUUCUUGUAAACUGUAAAUUAUGCGUUCUAUAGAGCUCAGUUGAAAAGAUGCCUCGGUACUUUAAUUAUUGUAAUUAUGAAGAGAUGUA
Pundamilia nyererei is the source of this 4764-nucleotide messenger RNA. RefSeq names its product axin 2 (conductin, axil) (gene axin2). The record is from RefSeq and is a predicted model, not a curated record. Gene Ontology annotation, biological process: positive regulation of proteasomal ubiquitin-dependent protein catabolic process; positive regulation of protein kinase activity; cell development. The coding region runs from base 718 to 3243 and encodes 841 amino acids. NCBI's taxonomy places the organism in Eukaryota, Metazoa, Chordata, Actinopteri, Cichliformes, Cichlidae. The transcript has 11 exons. Gene Ontology annotation, cellular component: nucleus; plasma membrane; beta-catenin destruction complex. Gene Ontology annotation, molecular function: beta-catenin binding; ubiquitin protein ligase binding; molecular adaptor activity.